Molecule: messenger RNA, 3894 nt
Organism: Coregonus sp. 'balchen'
Lineage: Eukaryota; Metazoa; Chordata; Actinopteri; Salmoniformes; Salmonidae
Source: the annotation of a GenBank genome assembly
GUUGGCUACAAAUUGAGUGCUCGCGCGUCUUUAUCAAUGAAGUAGUAAAGACAGCUGGGCUACAACACAACACCAGAGAAAAUAGAAUAAUACCGAAACUUGAAUUUCUCCCUACCUCAUAUUAUUUGGAUUGUAUUUGUUAUUCACUGUGAGUGUCACUUCAGCUGGGACUUGGAGCAGAAAUCAGAAAAACCGACUCAAAAUGAAAUGCGUUAUAGGAAUUGGCGGGUAAGUUAUUAGUUGUCGUUAAAAAGUAUGUUUAUUAUAUAAUACACGUAUAUUUUGAUUAGUAGACAUUUAUGAACUCAUUAGUUGACAUCAAAAGUCUAAACAAUAACACAUGCAAUGUUACUUACUUAGCAUGCUAGUUGGCAAGGGGGUUAGCUACCUCUCAAAGUAGAUUUUCUCGUCAGCUAAGUUUUUUAUUUUUUUAAAUUAAAAAAUAGGUAAGAAUCCAGGCAACUUUAGGCUAAUUGUAUUAACGCCAUGUAUUGUACUAACGUUAAGUAGUUAACCGGAGACUUGGUUGUAGCAAAUCCCUUGGCACGUUUGUAUGUUGUCAUAGUCGGGCGGGAGAUUUAAAAUUCCAGCGCGGACUUUCACAUUGAACAUUGGAGGGAGUCUUUUUGAAAUUUGCAAACGUGAGAGUCAUACGCCUUGCUGGCAACUUGUAUUCUAAAUGUUUAUUAAGCUGGCAAAAAGAAAUAGUCAUGCUAUGUAUAUAAUGUAACAUUUUACUUGGCUGAAUAUCAGGCUAGAUACCGCUAGAUGUGGGACUGGCAACGUUUCGAGUUGUUUUCGAAGCUAACUUCUGACUAAAUUCAGAGAUACACUUACCUAGCUAGUUAUACCAUUAUUUUUUUUUGUUUGAUUGCCAACUUAUUCAGAGUAGCUAACAUUAGCUAGCUAAAAUAGCAAGGUAAUCAAUGUGCCCAGUUCUGCCACAAUGGCUAGGUUACUAGCUAGCUAUGAUGGGAACCUCAAAAUUCUGCAUGUAAUGUUGACUGCUAUUUAAGUAACUUACUGUAACAAUACCUCCAAGGUAUACUGAUGAGUGUUGUAUAGACUGCUCAGACGUUCAAUGCACGGACGCCUUGCUAAAUCGCAUGUCAUGUUUAUCUAUUUUCAGUGUGACCAAUGGUGGGAAAACCACAUUGACAAAUAGGCUGAUCAAGUCACUACCUAACUGUUGUGUGGUGCAUCAAGAUGACUUUUUCAAGGUAAACUUAGUUUUCUGCUACAACAUAUGUGGCUAUACAGUGAUGUAUUUGCAUGACCUUGCUAAGGGAAGGGCAAAUAUCCAAAACACUCACAACAUUAACCAAUAGCCAUGAUGUAUGCCAUCUACGUCACCUGUCCAUAACUUUUUAUUAGGUCUGCAUAGUAUGCUGUAAAUUAACCUAGCACUGACAUGAUGCAUAGCCUUAGACUCCUCCCUCAGUCUUAUCUUUGACACACUCCUUGCUUAUUGCCUUCCUAAUUUCUUGAAUUACAAACUAUGUAUGCAUUGAACUGUACAUAAUCAUAACUUCUGAUUAACUCACUGCUCUAUGCUUUGUUUCCAGUGUUUUAUUGAUGACUCACUGUAUGCAAAGCUACUGGUUAUAUAUGGUUUCUCAAUGCUAUUUUGCAUGUUAUUAUCCCCUGCAUGCUUUGGCUGGGUGUGCCCGGCUUGCCGUGUUCAGCAUGUAAUAAGAUCUGCCCGUAUACAUAUCAGCCUGCAGUUGCAGCAAUGUUUUAUUGGUGACUGUUAUUUCAGAAACCUGAUCAGAUAGAAGUCGGGGAGGACGGCUUUAGACAGUGGGAUGGUAAGCCUGGAUUUCGCUGUAGGAGACGCAUAACUGAUCAUUGUACUUGUCCCUUAGGGUAACAAAGCAUCCCUCAAAAUUGCAUAUUUGAUAGUACAUGCAUGAAUAGUAAUACUACACUAGAGCACAAUUCCCAUUAAACAAGACUGAACACAUUUCUUCAUCCAGGUGUGUCCCUUUUUUGCUAAACUUAUUUCCCCUCUGCCUUUCUCUGUUCUAUGCAGUGAUCACAGCGUUGGACAUGGAGUCCAUGGUGAACACGAUUCGAGGCUGGACUGAGAACCCAGUGAAGUUUGCCCACUCCCACGGUGUCAACGUGUCCCCUUCCACAGAGGUUGCCGACCCAGAGCAGCAGAUCCACAUUCUGAUCGUGGAGGGCUUCCUUCUGUACAACUACAAGUGAGUUCAACUGCUAACUGGAAAUGUACUAGCUAACGUGAGUAAUCAGCUGGUUUGUGCAACGUGUAAAAAUAAUUUGGGCCAUGGUGUAUUCAAAUUGCUUGCAAGCAUUAGUUGUCAUAGGAAUAGGGGACAAGCUGUCUCAAAUUUGGAUUCGAAGAGUUGUAUGACAAAUAUUUGGACUAGUGUCCGUUCAAGUGACAUGUGGGCUGUGCUGGCAGCUAGUUAGAGCAUGCUUUUCUCACUAAUACACAGGGCUGUGUUUACACAGGCAGCCCAAUUCUGAUCUUUUGCCAGUAAUUGGUCUUUUGACCGAUCUGAUAUUUUGCCAAUAUUUGGGUUAAGUUCAGAAUUGGGCUGCCUUUGUAAACUGCUGUAGAGGCUGGUCCUGCAGUGCAGGUAAGGGUGUCAACUGAAUGAGGCACUCGGUGCUGUUGGAUGAUGUGUUCUCCAGAAGUGUGCGAUCUCCAUUAUGGGGCUCCAGAAUGCAGAUGGACUUCUGAGAACCUCAGAAUUGUACAUUGGUGUAGAACUAGAAGUUACCUUGUUCUGUCAUGUUUCCCCAGGCCCCUGAUGGACGUGUACAACAAGUGCUACUACAUCUCCAUUCCAUACGAAGAGUGCAAAAGGAGGAGAAGGUGGGAAUGGGGAGACUUCAGAUCACUAACAUUCAUAUGUAGCUAUAGUAUGGUGGCCGUUCUGUCUGAAAAGAAAUGACAAAUCUCCUUUAUUUUAAAUUGAAAGUUGUGCUAAAUUCAUAUUUUUGUUUCCUUUUUAGUACAAGACAAUACACCGUCCCUGACCCCCCUGGCCUGUUUGAAGGCCAUGUGUGGCCCAUGUACUUGAAGCACAGGAAUGAGAUGGUUGAGAGCUGUUUAGACAUUGGUAUUUACACGUUUGGCUCCUUUUUCAUUUGUCAGUGAGAGUUAUUGAAUUUCAGCUAUGCAAUUAGGUUUCUGUAGCCAUUUUGGUGGUACUAGCUAGUAGCUACGACUUCUCUUUGGCAAAUGUCCUGAUCGAGCUUUACAUUUUGCUAUAGCGUAUCUGGAUGGUUUGAAAUCAAAGGAAGAUCUCUACAGCCAGGUGUAUGAGGACAUCCAGAAUACACUGUUGAAUCGUUUAUAGGUAAGAGGUGACAAUGGUGUGUUUUGACUUAUGUCCUCUAACAGUGUUGACGCUAAAUUGAGUGUGGUUAUCUAACUUUACCUUUUCUGUUUUAUACAGCAGGAACUCAAUCUCCAAACCUGUAUAGACCUGUAAAUAGCACCAAGACUGAAGAUGUCGUUUUUUUAAAUUAAAGCAUUCUUUUUUUAAAUUGUAUUCCUUAUUCUGUUGAUAGUAUUGAAGGAAUGUUAACUUAUGUUUUACAGAAUAAUCAUUUCUGUUUGUUUUCUUAUCUAAUCUCUUGUUACUCCAUUACUUCUGUUAAUUAAACCACUGCCUAGUAUCAGAGGUAGAGGGUUUACUCUUACAAAAAUCUGCCCAUGAAAAUUUUUUUGUAUGGAGGCCACAAAAAAAUAGGGUUUGCUAAAUCUCCAAAUAAGGCUUAUUUGAUCAAUUAGAAGUUUCAUGGUUAGUUGUUUUGAAUGCACUGAUAUGUGGACACAUGGCAUUUUGUUAGCUUUGAGAAAAACAAAUCUUUAAAUCGGAGUUGUGCCUGUACAUCUGCCCUCUCAUUGGCUAGAAU